AACUCCUCCUGAAUGUACGAUGGAUUAGUGGUAUUUGCAGACUGGAUCCGAGACCAUCAAUUUCGAGUUGCAGUAAACCUUUUUGAGUUUCAGAACGAAUUGCAAAUUCAGACACUUCGAUAAGAGAAAGUUAAAGAGAUGUGGGAAUCCAUCUGUUUAACCUUAAUAGCAACCGCUGGUAAUAACAUCGGCAAAGUGUUGCAGAAGAAAGGAACCGUCAUCCUGCCUCCUCUCUCUUUCAAGUUCAAGGUGGUUAGGGCAUAUGCAUUCAACAAAGCUUGGGUCAUCGGCUUUCUUAUGGAUAUAUUUGGAGCUCUCUUGAUGUUGAAGGCAUUAUCUCAAUCUCCUGUAUCAGUAAUACAACCAGUUUCUGGCUGUGGACUUGCUAUACUCUGUAUCUUUUCCCAUUUUUAUCUGAAGGAGGUCAUGAAUGUUGUUGACUGGGUUGGGAUUGUUAUCACAGGUGUUGGCACAAUAGGAGUGGGUGCUGGAGGGGAGGAGCAAGAGUCUUCAGCCAUAUCUAUUUUUCAUCUACCUUUACUGGUUUUUGUUGUUGCAUUCUUGUUUGUCCUUCUUAAUGGAUGGCUCCACUUCUACAAACGGCAGCGAAGAAAACAGGAGUUGAUGCAUUCUGAAGUUGUUGAGGAAAUUAUAUUUGGGAUGGAAUCAGGCAUCUUUUUUGGGAUGGCAUCUGUAAUUUCCAAGAUGGGAUUUGUGUUUCUAGAGCAGGGUUUCUCCAAGAUGUUGGUACCUGUAUGCAUUUCUAUUAGUAUAUGCUGCAGUGCUACAGGAUUUGUUUACCAGACUCGAGGUUUAAAACAUGGGAGAGCGAUUAUUGUGUCCACAUGUGCUGCUGUGGCAUCAAUUUUGACUGGUGUGCUUGCUGGCAUGCUUGCUCUGGGUGAACAAUUGCCUUCUGCACCAGCAGCUCGUCUUUCACUCUUACUUGGAUGGCUACUUAUCAUUGUUGGUGUUAUACUUCUUGUGAGCUCAACGCGGUUGGUGCGACAUCUUCCACGACCAUGGCGACGUUCUACACGCGGCAAUUCUAGGCAAUUGGGGUCAGUCCGAGCCAGGGAUUCAAACCCAAAUGCUGUCAUUCAGGCAACCACAUUGCAUCAUUUGUUGACAUCUCCAGCCAAAGAGAAGGCCUGAAAUUAGAGCUGAUAAAAGCAAAUAUCAUUCUGCUUCUUUUGUUUGGUGGUACGUGAGUGUGCAGAUUUGAUAUGUGUGAAUAGCAGUCAACCUUUCUGGCAGGUUAGAGUCAUGUAGCUUUUUAAACCAUUCCGCAAGGAACGUCAUUCUAAUGUAUGUUAUCAUUAGCCCUUUGCCUCA
Macadamia integrifolia is the source of this 1335-nucleotide messenger RNA. RefSeq names its product probable magnesium transporter NIPA9. Gene Ontology annotation, biological process: magnesium ion transport. The record is from RefSeq and is a predicted model, not a curated record. Gene Ontology annotation, cellular component: membrane. Bases 139 to 1155 code for a protein of 338 amino acids. The transcript is spliced from 9 exons. Gene Ontology annotation, molecular function: magnesium ion transmembrane transporter activity. Lineage: Eukaryota; Viridiplantae; Streptophyta; Magnoliopsida; Proteales; Proteaceae.